This is a messenger RNA of Parasteatoda tepidariorum (common house spider), 3394 nucleotides long. The record is from RefSeq and is a predicted model, not a curated record. Lineage: Eukaryota; Metazoa; Arthropoda; Arachnida; Araneae; Theridiidae.
GAUAUAAAAUUAAAUAAAAACUUAAACAAAAAACAAUUGUUUAUUUAUUUGAAAUAAUUUAUCAUUCAACGCACCAGGAAAAUGCCACUGACUAAAAUUAAAAUCAUUUGCAAAAAAUCAUGUGCCUUUGAAAUUAAUGAAGGUAACCUCUAACUGCCAACCUCCAUCAAAAACCAUUUUACUGUGGAACAGAAAGUGGUCGCUCCAGGGAGGUUUUACUGUACUAUAAAAGGAAUAACUAAUUUUAUAUAAGGAAUCUCUAAAACUUUCAAAUUUUUCUCGAAAAUGACUGGCUGGUGUGCUUUCUUAUUAGGGGUAUAAGUAUUUUGAUUAGGUGUUAUAUUUUAAAAUAUGAUUUUCAUAAAUCUCAAUUCAGACAAAUCUCAUUAAUUUCAAAAAAAAAUUCUUUGUUUUUUCAGGGGUGUCCCUCUUGCUUUUGUCUCGGAAGAAAGAUCUAUCAUGGAUCUUCAAAUAAAAUAAUAGAUUAAGAGAAUAAAAAUUAUUUUGAUAUUUCCUGUAGAAUGUACAAUUUUACUUCUGUUCCAAAAGUCUCUUAAUUUGUUAUUUUAAAGUAGUUUUAGUUAUAUUUGAACAUUAUAUAUCUAGAUAAUAUAUAUCAUUAUAUAAUGUGGGGUUCUUAAUAUGUGUCACAUAUAAGUUGUUUUUUUUUUUCCAGUUGUUUGUUGCUGAAUAUUUUUGGUAUUGUUUUGCAGAGAAUUCAUACUUCAGGGUGUCCAGCGAUCGGGAAAACCGGGAAUUAUCAGGGAAUUUUUUAAUUAUGGAAAUAUCAGGGAUAUAUCAGGGAAUUUUUCUGAAAUCUUUGUAAAUCAGGGAAAAGUAUUCAAAUAGCCAUCAAUCGCCGAAUGCUUCAAACCGCGGCGCUACCCUUCGUAAUGGAUGACGUCACAAACAAGUUUUCUUUCCCGUGCGGUAAGUAGCUGUGGCCCAGUAGUUGCUGACGUCAUUUCCUACCCGAUAUCGUCACGUGGAACCUCCCAAGCAGCUUUGCAUCUGAGUCAAAAGGAUCGUGCAUGUGUUCGCCUCUGUUUCUAAGGAAUUUUGAUAAAACAAUAAUUGUAUGACUGCUCGGUUCCAAGUGGAUUGGCUUCAUAAUCCAGAAUUCAAAGACUGGGUUAAGGAGGUUGAAUCAGAUAUCCAUAGAGCAAAAUGUGUUUCAUAAAUCUGUUAGGAUGUCUGAGAAGGAUGUAGAAUUAUUUCAGCUUUUAUUUCCAGAUAGCGAGAUUGCCAAAAGCAUUAAACUAAAAAAAAGUAAAAUAGCAUAUUCUAUUUUAUAUGGUAUUGCUCCAUAUUUCAAAACAGAACUAAUAACAAAUAUUUCGAAAUGCGAGUUUUUCACUGUUGGAUUCGACGAAUCUCUAAAUAAGGUUUCCCAAAAGACUCAGAUGGACAUAAAUGUAAGAUUCUGGUGUAAUGAGCAAGAACUUGUUUGCACCAGAUAUUUAACUUCCGCAUUUUUAAGUCGCACCACAGCGGACGAAAUAAGGCGCAAUUUUAAAGAGGCUUUGUCGAUUUUGAAUAUAUCAAAAAUGGUGCAAAUUUCUAUGGAUGGCCCAAACGUCAAUCAUAAAUUUUUUAAGGAUUUAAAAGCUGAGAUAAGAGAUGAAAGCCAGGACGGCCAUCCAAUCAUUCUUAAUAUGGGCAGCUGUGGAUUGCAUGUUUUACAUGGAGCUUUCAAAACAGGAAUCAGGAUGACAAAUUGGUCAUUGAUUCAGUUUUUGCGGUCACUGUACAACCUAUUUAAAGGUGUUCCGGCACGUCGUGCCUUGUUUGUACAAUAUACGGGCUCGAAUGUAUUUCCAAUUAAAUUUUGUCCUGUACGAUGGCUGCAGAAUGGAGAUGUUGCACAACGUGCCAUAGAUAUGAUUCCCCACCUGAGGAAAUUUAUAUCUGGAGUGAAGCUGAAUAAAGAUAAUUUACGGACUGAAUCAUUUAUCAAUGUUUGUGCAAUUAUUGAAGAUCCUCUUUUAGAGGCAAAACUACAAUUUUUCAAGUCCCUUAUUGCUGAAGUAGAGCCGUUUUUAGAGGAAUUCCAAAAAGACGCCCCACUUGUUCCAUUUCUCUAUAGUUCUUUGCAUUCUAUUUGCCUAAAUAUUAUUAGUAAAUUUGUUAAAGAUAAUAUCAUAAAAGAAAAUUCCUUACAUAAAAUAGAUUUUAGCAAGAAAGAUAACUUUUUACCUGCAGAUAAAAUUGAUUUAGGCUAUGCUGCACGCAAUGCUUUAAAAAAGAGGAACAAAGAAAAGAAAAUUGCAGAUAAUGAAGUGUCUCAAUUUCGAAAUGAUUGCCUAGCAUGUUAUAAGUCCUUUGUUUCAAAAUUAUUUGAGAAAUCACCAUUGCUUUAUCCACUAACUAAGGCAGUGACAUGCUUCGAUCCAGAUGUGGCAAUUGUUGUCGAUUUGGCUUCAUUAAGGAUUAAGAAUUUACUUACAAUUCUCAUGGAAAAUGCUUGGAUCGAUGGGCCUACAGCUGAUAAAGCUGAGCGCCAAUAUAAAAGUGCGUUGAAGCAAAAUCUUGUUAUAGAGUUACUUAAAAAUUUUAAUAGGACUGACAGUCGUGUCGAUGUGUUGUGGAGAGAUGUGUUUAAACUCCUCAAAGAUCACCAUGAAAUCUCCAAAGUAAUGAAACUCACCAUGAGUUUGUAUAACGGUAAUGCAAACGUUGAGAGAGGUUUCUCUGUAAACUCUCAAUGUUUGAUAGAAAAUUUAAAAGAAGAGACUUUGAUAUCACAAAGAAUAGUAUACGAUACUAUUAUUUCCACUGUAAAAAAUGUAAAUUCGUAUAAAAUUUCUAAACCCCUUGUGCACUCCUUCCGAAAUGCCCAUUCAUUGAUGAAGGAAGAUACAAAAAAACGUAAACUUGCAGAUGAGGAAAAUUUGGCUAUUGAAGCCAAAAAGAAAAAAACAGCAAUGAUUAAGAAAGAAUUGGAAAAAAAAAUUGCUAAAAUCAAAGAAGAUGCUUCGAAGGAAAUUAGUAAUGUAAUGGAGCAGAUUGAUUCUUUGUGAAAUAAUGUGAGAAUAAAUGUUUUUGUGAUACAGUGAUUUCUUGUAUUUGUUUAUUCAGUGUUGAAGUUAUGUAACAUUUUAUGUACUAGGAGAAAUAUAAGUUUGCAGUACUUUGUAUAAUAUCUAUUUUAUUUCCAAAUGCAUAAUGUUUAUAUGGUUAUAUUAUAGUUAUAGGUUAUAUUACAUUUUAGAUUAUAAAAUUUCUUAUUAUUAAAAUUGAAAAUUAAACAUCUGCCCGAUACAGGGAAAUUCUGGGACUUACAGGGAAUUAUCAGGGAAAUAUCAGGGAAUUUGAUAAUGUCUUCUCACUGGACACCCUGUACUUAAUUACACUAUUAAAUUUUAGGUAAAAACUGUGACAAAAAUUAUCAAAA